Messenger RNA from Rhinolophus ferrumequinum (greater horseshoe bat), 2548 nucleotides. It is a transcript of the gene PUS3, whose product is annotated as pseudouridine synthase 3. Gene Ontology annotation, molecular function: pseudouridine synthase activity; RNA binding. The record is from RefSeq and is a predicted model, not a curated record. Gene Ontology annotation, biological process: tRNA pseudouridine synthesis; mRNA pseudouridine synthesis. The coding region runs from base 800 to 2233 and encodes 477 amino acids. The transcript is spliced from 8 exons. NCBI's taxonomy places the organism in Eukaryota, Metazoa, Chordata, Mammalia, Chiroptera, Rhinolophidae. Gene Ontology annotation, cellular component: cytoplasm; nucleus.
UUGGAAGCCGGGAAGGGGAGCUGUCGCAGUGGACAUUUGCCUGCUGCUGACCUCUGCUAAGCCAGCAGCUACUUGGGACUCUGAGCAGCAAUAGUCUUCAUACUGAUUCGAGUCCUACAUCCCUUAUCCCACCACCCACUCCCCAGGUAAUUCUCCAGGUGGUCAGGCUGGACCCCUGCCCAGCUUCAAGCUCGAGCCGGCGUUUCCCCGGAAAUUUCCGUUUCUACGUGAUAAGAAGUCAGAAAGGCUGCGAAUUGCUAGGAAAGUGAAGGAUCAAAAGGGGUUUUAGGUGGAGAAACGAUGGCCAGACUGGAAAACACUAGACUGAUUUCCGCGUCAAGCCUGCACCCGGGUUUUAGAACUACAUUUCCCACAAAGGUGGACUACAACUCCCGUGAGGCCGCGGGCGCGCCCGGGAGACGCAAAGUGACAGCUUCCUGUCUUGCGAAAAGCCGCGUGGCUGACGACCGGAAGGAAAGCACCGGUAUAUGGAAGUGGGACCUCGCCGAAGACCCUGUGAUUGUGUCUGGUGCUUCUUGGAACUCCUGGUGGCAGCUCGCAGCGAGAGGAGCUACUUUUUAAUUCGAUUCUUACAGGGACCUUGGGCUGUGAAGUCUCUGCUGCCUCGCUUUUCCUUAAACAAGCAAUUUCUACAAUCACUCUUCUGGCUUCAAAUGUUAAAACUGACAACCUCCAGUUUGUAGAUGUUCCUCAUUGGAUUAGAAACAUCAAAGCAAGGAAAUCCAAUUUAAGGUAGUGUGGACCCGUAUGAUUCGUUUAUUCCUGGGGUUGUCUUACCAUGGCUGAAAACGACACAGACAGAAUCCAGAAUGAGAAACUCCUAAAAAGAGUACAAGAACUGGAGCAAGAGGUACAAAGACUUAAAAAAAACCAAGCCAACAGCAAGGACUCAAAUGUUAGAGAAAAUUCUUCAGGAGCUGGAAAAGCUAAGCGUGCAUUUGAUUUCAGUGCGCAUGGUCGAAGACAUGUAGCCCUAAAGAUAGCCUAUCUGGGCUGGGGAUACCAAGGCUUUGCCAGUCAGGAAAACACAAACAAUACAAUUGAAGAGAAGCUGUUUGAGGCUCUAACCAAGACCCGACUAAUAGAAAGCAGACAGACAUCCAACUAUCACCGGUGUGGGCGAACAGAUAAAGGAGUUAGCGCCUUUGGACAGGUGAUUUCUCUUGACCUCCGUUCUCACUUUCCAAAGGGCAGGGAUUCAGAGGAUUUUAAUCUAACAGAUGAAGUCAACAGUGCUGCUAAAGAGAUCCGUUAUACCCACAUUCUCAAUCGGGUGCUCCCUCCAGACAUCCGGGUACUGGCGUGGGCCCCUGUAGAACCUAGCUUUAGUGCUAGGUUCAGCUGUCUUGAGCGGACUUACCACUAUUUUUUCCCUCGGGCUGACUUAGAUAUUGUAACCAUGAACCGUGCAGCUCAGAAGUAUGUCGGCACACAUGAUUUUAGGAACUUAUGUAAAAUGGAUGUAGCCAACGGAGUGAUUAAUUUUCAGAGGACUAUUCUGUCUGCUCAAAUACAGCUAGUGGGCCAGAGCCUGGCUGAGGAGAGAUGGCAAGAACCUUUCCAGUUAUGUCAGUUUGAAGUGAUUGGCCAGGCGUUCCUUUAUCAUCAAGUCCGUUGUAUGAUGGCUAUCCUUUUUCUAAUUGGCCAAGGAAUGGAGAAGCCAGAGAUUAUCGAUGAGCUGCUGAACAUAGAGAAAAAUCCCCAAAAACCUCAAUACAGUAUGGCUGUAGAAUUUCCUCUAGUCUUAUAUGACUGUAAGUUUGAAAGUAUCAAGUGGAUCUAUGACCGGGAAGUUCAUGAGUUCAAUGUUACCCACCUACAACAACAGUGGGCUAAUCAAGCUGUUAAGACUCACAUGUUGUAUAGUAUGCUGCAAGGACUCGACUCUGUUGCAGUACCCUGUGGGACAGGACCUAAGACGGAUGGAGAGAUAGACUGGAGAAAUGUUAAGCCCUCUGUCAUAAAGCAGACAAGUGCCUUUGUAGAAGGAGUGAAAGUACGCACAUAUAAGCCCCUAAUGGAUCGUCCUAAAUGCCAUGGAUUAGAAUCCCGGAUCCAGCAUUUUGUACGUAGGGGACGCAUCGAGCAGCCACAUGAGGAACAAACAAAAGCCAAAAGGGACUGUAAUGACACACUAGAGGAAGAAAAUACUAUUUUGGAGAAACCAACAAAGAGAGUCUGUGUUGAUACAGAAAUUACAAGCAUCAUUUAACCACAGAAAACUUGCCAGGAUCAAGGCGGCAACGAGCUAAUGGUAGGUGGGCAGAAAGGAAAUACAAUAUUUACUGCAAGUCCUAGAAAUCCAGAUGAUCAGCUCUUAAAAAAAACCAAAGCGAACAAAACCAAAAAGACCAUAGGCCCUAUGAAGGAAGUUCUUGCUUGAACAAGAGAUCAAACAUUCUCUCAUUCCUGUCCAAAAGGAGUUAGAGAUGGAAGAAGCAAAAAGCAAAUGUGAAAUGGAGAUGUAUUUACAUACACCUGGAAACCUGUGCCUUGUAUUCAAGUUCAUUAAAGCCUGAUUCUGCAA